AGAAGAAUGCACUGCCCAUGCGAUCACAGACGCCAUAGAACAUAUACAAUGUUGAGUCCUCUGACUAUCCAUAUGGGCCAUACCAAAACAUGGCGAGGAAAUAAGUUUAUGCACUAUAUUUGUCGGAAAAUGAAUUGCCUAAUCAUUGGUACCAACUAUUCUAGCUAAAGUAUCUAUUGUAGAAGUACGAAUCAGCUCCAUGACGCUUAUCGAUUGAGGGUCAAUUGGAACUGCACAGAAACGGUUUGUUUUUUCACGGUCGGUACAGGCAGUGCAAGGCGUGAUCACUGUCAACGCGAAAGGAAUGAAAGUUUGUGUACGGAUAUCGAUCAUUUGACGUGGCUAGCCGUACAUUCCACAUUGGUCGUGCGGCUCGCCAUUUGCUACUUCAUUUGUGGAACAUUUUAAGUAUUUGUAGUAUGGGAAUUGCGAGUAGUUAAAAAUCCAUGUUUAAGUACAAUAAAUCUUAUUUUUGAUUUGUGCGUGGGUAGCUAACUAGCUAGCGAAUAGCGUUCAUGUUUGUGGCAGACUGAAAAGUGACAGCUCUGCUGCGGACCACCUUUGUAUUACGCUGUUAUUAUCUAGCCUGCUAACUUGGCAAGCUAGCUAUCUACUUGUUUAAUCUCACAAACAUUGACAUUACAAUUACAUUGUAUUAGUUAGAAGCAUUCAAAUGAUCUGUCGACGACCUUCAAACAGCAUAUACGCAGUGACGUUAUUGCCAGAAUGAACGCAGUAAGAGAGUGCCGCACACGAUUGGGUCUCUGUAACGCAAUUGAACUUAGUAUACUAGCUAGAUAACUGCGUUUUACCUUGCCAUUUUUGCAACCAUUUGUUUAUGUUAGCUAGUUAAGCUAGCAAGUCGAGUCUCAUCAGGGAUUGAUCUGAGCGGGACUUGACAGCUCAGGACACAGUUAAGUUAAACAUUGGGCCACCUGGAUUUUCUACUGGCUGCUGCUUUUAUUUUGUAGCUAAAUUAUUAGCUAACUAACGUUAGCUACGACUUUUGCCAGCAUGUCUGAAAACGCCACCACACGAAGCUUGGAUGACAUAGACCUCGCAGCUUUGAGGGACCCAGCAGGGAUCUUUGAGCUGGUGGAGGUGGUGGGAAAUGGGACCUAUGGACAGGUGUACAAGGGGCGUCACGUGAAGACAGGCCAGUUGGCUGCAAUCAAGGUGAUGGACGUGACUGAGGAGGAAGAGGAAGAGAUCAAGGCUGAGAUCAACAUGCUGAAGAAGUACAGCCAUCACCGCAAUAUUGCCACCUACUAUGGAGCCUUUGUCAAGAAGAGCCCACCUGGACAUGAUGACCAGCUCUGGCUGGUGAUGGAGUUCUGUGGGGCAGGCUCAGUGACAGACCUGGUAAAGAACACCAAGGGCAACUCUCUGAAGGAGGACUGGAUCGCUUACAUCUGCAGAGAGAUCCUCAGGGGCCUCUCGCACCUCCACCAACACAAGGUCAUCCACAGAGACAUCAAGGGCCAGAACGUGCUGUUGACAGAGAACGCAGAGGUCAAACUCGUGGACUUUGGGGUGAGUGCUCAACUGGACAGGACCGUGGGGCGCAGGAACACCUUCAUUGGCACACCUUAUUGGAUGGCCCCUGAGGUCAUCGCCUGUGACGAGAACCCUGACUCUACCUAUGACUACAGGAGCGAUAUCUGGUCCCUGGGGAUCACAGCCAUAGAGACAGCAGAGGGAGCUCCUCCUCUGUGUGACAUGCACCCUAUGAGAGCUCUAUUCCUCAUCCCGAGGAACCCCCCUCCCAAACUUAAGUCCAAGAAGUGGUCUAAGAAGUUUAUAGACUUUAUAGAGGGCUGCCUGGUGAAGACGUACACCAGCCGGCCAACCACAGAGCAGCUCCUGAAGCACUCGUUCAUCCGGGACCAGCCCACGGAGCGCCAGGUCCGCAUCCAGCUCAAAGAUCACAUCGACCGCACACGCAAGAAGAGGGGCGAGAAGGAGGAGACAGAGUAUGAAUACAGUGGCAGUGAUGAGGAGGAUGAGAACCGUGGGGAAGACAGGGAGUCCAGUACCUCCAUCCUGAAUGUGCCGGGUGAGUCGACGUUGAGGCGGGACUUCUUGCGUCUUCAGCAAGAGAACAAGGAGCGCUCGGAGGCUCUGAAGAGACAGCAGGCCCAGCUGGCUGCCCAGCGUAGAGACCCAGAGGAACACAAGAGACAGCUGCUGCACGACCGACAGAAACGCAUCGAAGAGCAGAAAGAACAGCGCCGCCGCCUGGAAGAGCAACAGAGAAAAGAGCGAGAGAUGGUGAGACAGCAAGAAAAGGGCCCCCAUCGGAGACUUGACGAUAUACGGAGGGAGGAGGAUAGGAGGCUGGCUGAGAGGGAGCAGGAGUUCAUAAGACAUAAGUUAGAGGAGGAACAGCGGCAGUUAGAAAUCCUUCAGCAGCAGCUGCUUCAGGAGCAGGCACUGCUCAUGGAGUACAAACGUAAGCAGCUGGAGGAGCAGAGGCAGUCUGAGCGUCUGCAGAGGCAGCUGCAGCAGGAGCAUGCCUACCUGGUGUCUCUGCAGCAGCAGCAACAGGACAAGAAGCCCCAGCCCCUAUACCACUACAGCAAGAACCUGGAGCCCAACAACAAGCCCGCCUGGGCCCGAGAGGUGGAGGAGCGCAGUAAGCUCAACAGGCAGGGCUCACCCAAAAUCUGCACCACUGUCUCUGACACUGCCAUCCAAUCACGCUCCGACUCCAUCAGCCAAUCCGGAGGGGGCCAGGCUACUCAGACCCCGCCUAUGCAGCGGCCUGUUGAACCUCAGGGGGGACAGGGCAAGUUCCAGAUGGCCCACUUGGUUCCGCUGAAGCCCUACGCUGCCCCUGUCCCCCGCUCCCAGUCCCUGUGUGACCAGCCCACUAAGACCAUGUCCGCCUUCCCCACCCAGGACCCAUCCCCUACCCCCACCCCCCGCCCUGUCCACUCCAGGGAGCUGGUCCGACAGAACUCCGACCCCACCUCCGAGAGCCCUGCCCCACAGCCUCGCACAAGGGAGGACCGCGGCCCCUGGAUCCGCCUGCCAGAGAUGGAGCAGCCGCCCAAGAUUCCCCAGAGGACAGCCUCCAUUGCCACAGCUCUCAACACCAACCUUUCGUCUGGCAUCAGGCAUCCAGUCAGAGCCAGCAACCCAGACCUCAGCCGCAACGACCGCUGGGAGAGAGGAGAUAGCAUGCACCUUGUAUCCAAUCUGCCCCAGACUGGCUCUCUGGAGAGGCACCGCAUACUCAGCUCCUCCAAAAUGGACUCCCCCAUACUAGGCCAUGACGGGCGCAUGAAGGGGCACAAGCCAGGGGAGUCUCGCACCUCGUCCCGCCCCAGUCGCCCUGCUAGUUACAAGAGAGCAAUAGGAGAGGACCAUGGGCUGUAUGCUAAGGAGCGCCCUGAGGAGCAGCCCAGACCUCCGGUGAAGGCCAACGACUACUCUUCAUCCUCCGAAGGCAGUGAGAGCAGUGAGGAGAGUGAGAGUGGAGAGGGGAAUGAGGAGGAGGACAGCCCCACAGACCGUCCCCGGGAUGCAGACUCUGACUCAGUCAACACCAUGGUGGUUCAUGAGGAGGAGGAGGGUGAGGGAGGGGAGGAGGGGCAGGCUGGAGGCUACGGGGACCAGACCAUGCUGGUGCAGAGGACACCAGAGAAGCGGAGCCACAAUGGAUACACCAACCUGCCUGACGUGGUGCAGCCCUCCCACUCCCCCACUGACUCCGCCUCCCACUCCUCCCCUGGGAAAGACUCUGUCUAUGAUUAUCAGUCCAGGGGUCUAGUCAAGGCGUCAAGUGGCAAGUCCUCCUUCACCACCUUUGUCGACCUGGGCAUGUACCAACCACCAGGCCCUGUGGAUGCCAUCUCUGUGAGCAGCCUGGGCUCCAGGUUUGAGCAGCUGAAAAUGGAGGUGAGGAAAGGCUCCAUGGUGAAUGUGAACCCCACCAACACACGCCCCCACAGCGACACCCCCGAGAUCCGCAAGUACAAGAAGAGGUUCAACUCUGAGAUCCUCUGUGCUGCUCUCUGGGGUGUGAACCUGCUGGUGGGGACGGAGAACGGUCUGAAGCUGCUGGACCGUAGUGGUCAGGGGAAGGUCUACUCCCUCAUCAACUCCCGCAGGUUUCAACAGAUGGACGUCCUGGAGGGACUCAACCUGCUCAUCACCAUAUCAGGUAAGAAGAACAAGGUGCGUGUGUACUACCUGGCCUGGCUGAGGAACAAGAUCCUUCACAAUGACCCGGAGGUGGAGAAGAAGCAGGGCUGGACCACUGUAGGGGAGAUGGAGGGAUGUGUCCACUACAAAGUGGUGAAAUAUGAGAGGAUCAAGUUCCUGGUGAUAGCUAUGAAGAACGCGGUGGAGGUAUACGCCUGGGCUCCCAAGCCUUAUCACAAAUUCAUGGCCUUCAAGUCCUUUGGUGACCUGCCCCACAGGCCCCAGUUGGUUGACCUCACAGUGGAAGAAGGACAGAGGUUGAAGGUCAUCUACGGCUCCAGUGCUGGCUUCCACGCUAUCGAUGUCGACUCUGGGAACAACUAUGACAUCUACAUCCCAGUGCAUAUCCAGAUCCAGAUAAUGCCACAUGCCAUCGUGUUCCUGCCCAGCUCAGACGGCAUGGAGAUGCUGCUGUGCUACGAGGACGAGGGAGUCUACGUCAACACCUACGGACGCAUCAUCAAAGAUGUGGUGCUGCAGUGGGGCGAGAUGCCCACCUCCGUUGCACAUAUCUGCUCUAACCAGAUCAUGGGCUGGGGAGAAAAGGCCAUAGAGAUCCGUGCUGUAGAGACAGGCCACUUGGACGGAGUCUUCAUGCACAAGAGAGCCCAGAGGCUCAAGUUCCUCUGUGAGAGGAAUGACAAGGUGUUCUUUGCCUCUGUGCGCUCCGGAGGCAGCAGCCAGGUCUACUUCAUGACCCUGAACAGGAACUGCAUCAUGAACUGGUGAAGCAACAUAGUCCCAUACACAAAACACUCAUACACACAUAUAUAUAUAUAUACACACACACACACGCACGUGCGCUCGCCAACACACAAGCAUACUGUAAAUCCAUUCCAGCCUAAAGCUUCACGACAAUGAGUCCAUCUCACCUGCCAUCUUCUGACUCCCCUGGUCUGAUUGAUCUCCCUCUGGAAUGGUAGCUACCUAUGAGACAUCACUACAGGCUUCUAAUGUGUAGUAUCUCUACUUUGUACUGUAUAUACUUGUCCUGUAUUGUUGUACCUCAGUCAGUUGGUGCGCCUGUGUUUUAGUUGUAAACUACCAUAGUUAGUUCCUUCUUAUUAGGGGUAUGUUAAAAACAUUCCUUCCUGGUGAAAUACAUUUUAAAGAAAGCAAGAUUCAACCAAUAUAAGUCCAGAUUGAAUUGUAAAUAGACGGUAUCUAACAUGUUUAAAUGGAAGAGAACAUGGGUAGAUUGAAGUCACCGGCAGACGUGUGUGUAUAUAACGCCUCCAUUCAGGGUGUGGCCACUGACCUGAUAUAUAUACUGCACUGGCACACCCUAAGUUAUUGUUGCAACACUCAACAUGCUUCAGAUUCCUUAUGGUUUAAUUAUUCAACUCAUCAUUCAAAAAGAAAAAUAGGUAUUUGAUUAAAACUUGAUUUCAUGUUUUUAUUUUGAUGGGGGUUUUUUGGAAGGAGUUAUUUAUUUAUUUUACUCCUCGGAAGACAGACUAUCCAUUAUGUGAACAUAGUAACAUUCUAGUCCCUGGUAAAAUGGAACAUAUUGCUUUGUUAUAGCGUCAUUCUUUCAUAUGUCUUUAUUCUCCCCGUGUUUCAUAUCGGGGAUGGAGCUAUUUACCAUUUUAGGAGCCUAUCGAACAGACUUAUGAUAUUAAACUUUUCUCUUGUUAAGAAUUUAAACAAUAUCACUGCAAACAAUGGAUAUUAUCUGUACUGUUUCUGUAUUUGGUAUUAGCCUAACUGGCAUUCUUACUUUUACUCUCUACUGUUAUAUUGCCGUUAUAUUGCAAUAUAUAUGCUGUUCUAGUGCAGUUCUUGUUCCGAGAGGGGAGUUUAGGUUGAAUUAAUUUGUUGUGUGUAAAAUGUACCAGAGGUAGGCAGUGAGGUGACUUAAGAUGUGGGGGUCGAGGGGUGAUGAAGUAUCAAGGUUUUGAUGUGACCGUAAUAUAGAGGACAUAGGAAUUGGGUGAGCGAGUGAUGUGCUUGUUAGAAUAUUAUAAUGGCAGCAGGUGUCCAUGAUCCUUACCUGGGGGAUAGUGCUGGGGUUCAGGCUCUAAUCUGGUGGCUGUAAUCCAGUGAAAAAGAUUUCCCUCUUGCUAGAUCUACUCUGUCUGUAACCUCUGUUAUUGAUGUAUUUUAUGUUCAUUGGUAUGGAUCUUGUUACGUUUGUACUCAGAUGUUGGUUUGUAGGGAUAGGGCUGCAGUGGAUAAUACUGAGCUAUCAGUGUGGUUCCAAGCAAUAGCUGUGUGAUUCUUGAGCCAGUGUUGAAAUCCACUCACUGAUGCUUUAGCAGGCCCAGUUUUGUGUCAUAUUUGUCUCUGCAAUACUGAACCAGAGGACUCAAACUCAUUGGGCACUUUCAUGUAUCAUCUUACUAAACUAGUUGUAAGGCAACAAGUUGUUGAAUAUAGUGUAAUUGCUAUGGUUUUCCCUACCAAAGUUCCCAAUUGUCCUCUGGACAUACAUGAAUCUGCUUUGAUUCUUUUAGAGAUCAGGGGAAAUGCUUAAGCUGUGGGUAUGUUAUGUAGUUUAUGCUAAAUGAAUGUUAUAUAUAUUAUAACAUUAAAUAUAAAAAUAUAUAAGGGAGUAAAGAACAGAAUCGAUUGACACACUUUUUAGUUCCGUUACAAUUAGUCUAUUUUACUCUUAUGUGAGCAUGCUUGCAUGCACAUAUCUGAGCCAUUUAUCCUGUAUCACAAUUCCGUAUCAAUUCUUAGAUGAGUUUCUCACUAGCCUAGUGCAUUCAAUAUCAGCUGUGUACCAUUUGUGACUGAUAUCGCAAAUGUCACAUUUUACACACACUCAACAAGUACCUCUGGCAGCUGUGAAAAAGUCCUCAUAUCUUAGUUAGCCAAACUGCCAUGUUUACAGUUUAAGCAGUGCCUUGGAGUAGGGAAGAGACUGGGAGAUGGGUGUUGGGGGAGGGGUGAAUAUGACCCCCCCCCCCCCCUCAAACUCUGAACUUCAUGAAGAAGAGGUGUUACUGACAGACGGAACAACAUAAUAAAUAGUUGCCUCCCUCGUUAAGAAUGGUGUUCUGUGCCAAUUAAGUGCACUUAAAUAGAAACCAGAACGUCCCAAUAUAUGUUUCAACAACUUUUAAUGUUUUACAUUGUCAAUGAUUAUAUAUUUCAUUCUGUAAUAAUAACUGCAAUGUUUACCUACUGCUCUUUAAACAUUGAAUGGACUCACCAGUUACAGGGAUUGUAUCUGUUGCCACCAUGUGGAAGAGGAAACACUCUCUAGGGAAUUUCAACCAUCGUUAAUUUCAUGCAAUUUAAUUCAAUGCAUACAAUCUGCUUGUAUGACACAUUCAUGUGACUAGAAUAUAGGCACAGGGAGAAUGUGCAGUUGAUGGCAGCAAACCAAUUUGGAAUGUAGAAAAUGAUAUGCCUAUAAAAAUGCAUCUCUUGAUUUGAUGGUUCUCUAGACGGUGGGAGGGGGGCCAAAAUACCAUAAAGCCAUAUGCUACUUCACAUUUGUUGCGAAUAGUUGAAUAGUAUUUCAUAUGUUGAAAUGGAACUGAAGCCAGUGACCUGGGUUUUGUUGUGUGGUGUUAGAGGGGCUAGAAACAUGGCGGUAAAGAAGCAGGUUUUUGCUGGUGGUCAAGUUUGUGGACUGGCUGAGAUGGAAAGUAACCAACUUUAAUAUAUUCUGAAAGGACUAUUUUAUUAAAGGAUAUGUAAAUUAUAUUGAGAGAUUUAAAUAAAUGAAUGUAUAUCUAUAAAACAGAUUUCUAUAACAUACUUUACUGUCUGGUAUAUUAAUUAACCUAAGCACAAUGUAUUCUAAUCUACAGUAGUGAGGGGAAAGCUAUGAAUGUGGGUGUACGUUAAAGACUGAAUGUUUGGACUGUUUUGGGGGGUGUGACAGAUGCAUGAGAGUGAUGGCUGAGCUGCGUGUCUUUCCAGGUGAAGUACAGAUUCCUCUUGAUACAGCCUAACUAGUAGUCAUGCUAUUGGUUGAGAGGGAGUGACCAGUCUAUUGAAGACAUGUACUGUUCGAUGCAGGAGUAGCCAGCUGAGACAGAAAGGUGGGUGGAUUGAGAGGGUCAACAAUUUGUCAUCAAGUGAGCCAUCUAAUUUUUGUAUAGCAACGUUUCUAUUGUCAAUCCUAAAUAUAAAGUAUCAGUCAAGUGUAGUGUUACGACAAAGUUGUAACAGUAAAAUGGGCUUUGUAACAUGAAUCAAAUUUUUCAGCCCCACAAAAGAGGCAUAUCACGAAUGCUGUCCUUGCCCUAUCAAAUGUUGACACUUCUCCUUCAUAAGCAAUAUGAGUGUUAAAUUGAAUUCUCUGCUGUCUCUGUCUGUGUGACUUUGGUGGGAGGGUGUUUAUCGUGGCCUUUAGCAAACUGAAUGUAAGAUGGACUGUUUGUCUGUGUCUCAUAAUUGAGAGAUACCCAUACACUGCUUAAUCUGUUUUUUUGUCUUAAUCCCAAGAAAAUCUACUUUGUAAUCCACAGUCAGCAUAAUACACAAACAUCACUAACAGUUGUGAUGCUAGUUUUGCAUUGAUGCGUUUAUCCAGUAAUUGCCUUUAUGAGGAGGAUGAAUGAUAAAUGAUAAUACAUGAUAAUCAGUUGGGUGGGUUUCCUGCUUCUGUGUAGUGUUUUAUUACCUGCCUCUUGCUAUUGAGGCAAUGACCUGCUCCACCCAAUGUAGUCACACACUAAUCAGACACUCCAUUCACAUAUAUUAUAUAGUAAUACUGUACAACAGGGCUUUUGCCCUAGUACUACACAUUUGAUUCAAAUAAUCAAAGCUUGAUGGUUUGGUUAUUUGAAUCAGCUCUGUACUGUUAGGGCAAAAACCAAAUUGUGCCCCAGGACCGAGUUUGGGAAUCGCUGCUGUACAACAUAAUCUUGGAUCUUGUAGAAUAAGAUUAAAGUAUGAAUGUAUUUGUGAUUUUUAAUAGGUGCUUGUGGGAACCAGUACAGGUGAACGUCUGAAAGCUGAAAAAGCUGAUUUCUUUGGAUGGGGCUAUAAAUCUCUUCUACUUUUUUUUUUCAAUCUCUUGUUUUUGAGAAAUGAAACGUCUUUUACCAUGUUUGUUUAGUGUUUCUGCUUUGAGGGGUUCACUUCAGAUUGUAUUAGACUGAUGAACUUUAAUAUUUUAAAAGAUUGUGUUGAAUGAACUCAUGAGUCUGUAAAAGUCUUGAUGAAGAAUUGUUUGAAAAAUAAAACUAUAUUGAUCUCAUCUUAAAUCUUC
Messenger RNA from Oncorhynchus kisutch (coho salmon), 9385 nucleotides. RefSeq names its product misshapen-like kinase 1 (gene mink1). The transcript is spliced from 32 exons. Gene Ontology annotation, molecular function: protein kinase activity; ATP binding. The record is from RefSeq and is a predicted model, not a curated record. Lineage: Eukaryota; Metazoa; Chordata; Actinopteri; Salmoniformes; Salmonidae. Gene Ontology annotation, cellular component: cytosol. Gene Ontology annotation, biological process: protein phosphorylation. Bases 1015 to 4938 code for a protein of 1307 amino acids.